CAAAAGUUUCCUUUUCAACUAUUCGACACGCCACAUGUUCCAUAAAAGCGGGGCGCAUGUUUCGUUACCAGGGCGACCAAUUCCCAGAAUCGUACACAAAGCCUUGAUGAAGAACAAACUUGAAGCACAUGCCAGUUAGUUCAAAUGCUUUCUCAUUUUUCCCAUUCAAACUUCGUACAGUGUGAAUUGUAAUGUCGGUCGAGGGUGAAUUUUUCCUAUCGAUCACGGGAUCAAUUGAGCACGCGGAAUUUUAUGACAUCAAUAAUGCCUACUGCAAGUACGGAUUUUAUUGUGGGUCCGAAUGGACUGUUGUCGCCGGUAUCGAGGAAGGUUUAACACAAAUGUGCAAGUGCAGUAAUGAUCCGCGAAAUCUGGCUGUAUGGAAUUUCCCCUUGGAGAUUACGUUCAAAAGCACCAGUCCACAUGGAUGGCCUCAGUUAAUAAUGUCGAUUUACGGGUUGGACAUCUUUGGCCACGAUGUCAUUAGAGGAUAUGGGGUGUGUCAUUUGCCGCUGGAAACAGGUUGCCAUGAAAAAAGGGUAUCAGUGUACGUACCCGAGUCCUCUUCGACGUUGCAACGAUUUGCAGCCUGGUUAACAGGUAGAAGACCGGAGUUAAUUGAUCCAACGAUAUUGGCCUCAGGUGGCGGAAGGGAACAAAAAUCAAUGGAUGAAAUUAAUUUCCAAUGAGUCAGCAGUUCGUAAUAAAAUUUUCCCAUGCUUCCUGGAGAUCCCGGGAUGAACCUAAAAAAUAAUAAUUUGUCAGAAAAAUGAAAUAAUUAAUCAAUUAAAUUAUCAAUUAUAAUUAGUGAUCCAAUUAUUAAUCAAUUAAAUAUCUGAUUAUUAAAUCACUCAAAAAUACUUGUUCUCAAUAUCUCGAGCACAAUUUACAAUUGGACACUUCAUGAUUUCUCAAAGCUGGAAGAAUAAGAGGAAAUAAAGUGGUUUUGAAUGAGAGAUCUUAACGUAGGAACAGUUUAUUUUCCAAGAUUUACAGAUGUCAUAAAGCCGGGUAGAAAGCUUGCGCGUACCUGAUGUUUCUUCCAGGUAUGAAGAGGGUGGUCUCGAGUAAUAACUUCCUUUAUAAUUGCAGUCACGCGCAUGAGAGUAGAGGGUAUUGUUACCAUAACGUUCAACGUUGUGCUAAAAGAUUUCUUCAAGCUUGGCUACAACAACGGUGAGAAACAGAAGAAAUAAUGAGACUUGUUAUGGGCACAAAUGUCCUCCAUUAAUGGACUAAUAUUUCCUCUUCGUUCCUUUCGCCUCUGUAUAUUUCACGGCGCAUGGAAAAUCCGAUGAAUCUCGUGAGAGAUUUAGGAAAAUUGUUUUUAUUAACUACUAUGCUCGUUAACCAGUUACUGCUGUGAUUAAGACGGCAACUGAAAAUUAAUUACCGAAGAUUGAUGUUCAAGCGUUUAAAACGCUAUUAUGACUAAACGAGUGGAUUUUAUAUAUUUGUAAUAUAUCAUAUUAAAAAAUGUAAAGUGUAAUUAAGAGAAAGAUUGUAAUUAAUAAA
Messenger RNA from Osmia lignaria (orchard mason bee), 1515 nucleotides. Its product is annotated as B9 domain-containing protein 1. Gene Ontology annotation, biological process: cilium assembly. Gene Ontology annotation, cellular component: MKS complex. Lineage: Eukaryota; Metazoa; Arthropoda; Insecta; Hymenoptera; Megachilidae. The record is from RefSeq and is a predicted model, not a curated record.